GCGGGUUCUCCGACACCGCUACGGAGUACAUGCAGGCCAACUGCUACGCAAGACUGAUGAUGAUCCUUAGUGGGUUGGGCAUUCAUCUCACUGAGACUUCAUCGGCGCCAAGCCUGACGGAAUUAUGUAUUUGACCUGACUUUAAUAUAACGUGGUUUGAUGGCGUGUUACUGCAGCAGAUAUUGAACUGUGCACAUCGACUAUCACCGAGAUAUAUUGAUAUAGUUUAGUAUACUUACGGAUGAGGAGGUUAUGAUUUCUUGUUUUCGGUUUUACCCUGGCAUGAACGAACCUCAUCGCACGCCACUUUUACAGAGACCCUACUGCCAAGCUAUGAGUACGUAUGCUUUGUGGUACACUCUAUAUGUAACAACAUUCGGAAUCGUGAGCGGUCAUACCCGCUUCCCCAGACGUUACUCCGCUCCAGCUACGGGAGGCACAGCUAUGGUAAAUGACAUGUUCCUGGCCAAGAGCACGAGUUUGCGCUUCAUCCUUGGGGCUCUCUCGGCAGUGUGGCCAAGGCGCCUGGAACUGUUGCGAGAUAUAACGAGCCAACGGCAACUGCUGCCCAGAGAAUGCUGAUCACAAUGAAGGGACAGGAUUUUCAUUGUGAGUGCCAGCGAUUAGAAUUUUAUGCCGUGCAGCGCCAUAUGUCAUUUGUGCUCGAGCCGGUGGGAGAUCCGAAGCUGGUCGGAUACGUACUGUCCGGGAUCGACAUCUUCUGGGGCAAGCUGGCAAGCAGUCCCCUCCGAGAAAGAGCUUGUAGGAGAGCUCCAUCGGGGGGUACACUAACACCGAAACUCCCUAUUAAAUAUCUUCUGCUUGUCGAUCGACGGCAGUAGUUGAGGACGAUCUCAGACAGGCCACGUCUGACAACCCGAGACACAAAAGCAGUCGUGCAGUUGCUGUUUACCUAAUAUAUUGAUCGUUUACUGCGCCACCUUACACACGACGCCCACGGUAGAAAGUGAUGAGGUAGGGGGGACAAUUGCCAAUCCCUCGGCGACUCUGGGCAAUUGGCUCGGCGUGGUUGUGGGAAGAGCAAGUUGUUCUUCAGGGUUUCAGCCAUCGAUCGACUUCGUAACUCUCAUUCAGUCACGAGACUUGGCUUAUCAUGAAAGGGGUUCCACCACACAAGGGGGACAUCUUAGUCGAGACCCAUGUUUAUAUGUGCAAGAUCACCAACAAUGCGAAAUUAAUUUCGAAAGGGAAGAUGAAACAACAAAUGAAAGACGCAAAUCAAAC
This is a messenger RNA of Aspergillus pseudonomiae, 1245 nucleotides long. RefSeq lists its product as uncharacterized. The record is from RefSeq and is a predicted model, not a curated record. The transcript has a single exon. Bases 253 to 582 code for a protein of 109 amino acids. NCBI's taxonomy places the organism in Eukaryota, Fungi, Ascomycota, Eurotiomycetes, Eurotiales, Aspergillaceae.